This is a messenger RNA of Gryllus bimaculatus (two-spotted cricket), 432 nucleotides long. NCBI's taxonomy places the organism in Eukaryota, Metazoa, Arthropoda, Insecta, Orthoptera, Gryllidae. The record is from the annotation of a GenBank genome assembly.
GCAUUAGAUGAGAAGAUUGCCACAAUACUAAUAGUGCCUUUACAAGUGUCUCGACUACUUCCUGAAGCUGUUCCUACACAAUUUCCAGAUCUGCCCUCUUAUUUAUCUGCCCCCCCUACAACUUACAGAGAGUGGCCAGAGCAAAAGGGGAUGAGGAGAGAGUGUGCUGCAAUAGAGCAAGCCAUUACAGACAGCUUUAAAGAACAUGAGGAAUAUGAAAAGACCAGAAUUGUCAAGAGGCUUAAAUGUGACCAUUGCAAAACUACACUCCUCUUUGACAGGGAGCUUCCAUUUAAUGAAAACUUCAGUAUAAUAAGCAAAAUGGAUCGGAGAGCUCUUGCUUUUCUUAUUGAAAAUGUAGUUACAGUUGUUACUACAAAUUAUAUUGUAGUAAAGAAGUUGUGCUUGACUCAAUCGGCUGUUUUUUUUUAG